Molecule: messenger RNA, 1982 nt
Organism: Sciurus carolinensis (gray squirrel)
Lineage: Eukaryota; Metazoa; Chordata; Mammalia; Rodentia; Sciuridae
Gene: Gamt
Product: guanidinoacetate N-methyltransferase
Exons: 8
Coding region: 819-1784 (321 amino acids)
Biological process (GO): creatine biosynthetic process
Cellular component (GO): cytoplasm; nucleus
Molecular function (GO): guanidinoacetate N-methyltransferase activity
Source: RefSeq, a predicted model, not a curated record
CCAUCCCAAAAUAAAAAGGGCAAGGGAUGCAGCUCAGUGCAUGAGAGCCCCUGGAAACUACUUGCUGUCUCUGAAUCUGGGUUCAUAGACUGCAGAGCUUGGACAAAGGCACAUUCUAGGCUCCCAUGAGCAGACAGUGACUCCUGCAGUGGCCCUUUUGCCAACAUCUGGAAAGGCAGGAAUGGCCACCCAGUAGAGAAGGCCGAAGCUUGAAGAUAAACCACUUGGCUGAGUUGCCAGAGGAACGCGCCCACCCUUGAUACUGCUGGACAUGGGCCUCCUGGGCCACCACUGGGAGGUUCCUCCUCACAUACCCUGCCCCACCCAAAGAAGGAUUCUGAAUUCCAUCUCCAUGGAAGCCUCCUUCCUCUGCUGGCUCUGAUGAGGCAAGUUGUCAUCUUGUACAGGCAAGACCUGUACAGGAGCCCAAAAGAAACUGCAUUGUGUGAUGACCACAGGUGAACUUGGCAGCAGAGCCAUCCCCAGCUGAGGCUUCACGUGAGACUGCAGCACUGACCACCCUGGCUGCAGCCUUGGGAGGGAUUGUGGACCGAGGACCCUGCUCAGCCACACCUGCAUUCCUGACCACACAUGGUGCCUUGCUCACUGCUUCGGGACACGCACACCAUGGCCCGUGGACAUCCCAAGGCCCCUGGGAUACCGGCCAAGGUGCCCAUCAUAAGCUGGAGUGGGAGCCCAGACAGGAUGAAGGAUCCUGAGGCUCCUGUGCUGUCCCAUCUCGUGCUCAGACCUCGUUAGACCUCACACACCCAGAAACUUGUCAAAUCCCCACGCCCCUGAGGAACGAACUGGCCUUUAUGCGGCGGUGGCAGAAGGGGACACUGAGGCACGCGUGUCCCGGCGCUCGAGGCUCUGCGGCUCCCGCUCCCGCUCCGGCUCCCGCGGUCCCGCAGCUCCGCAACCCGCCUCGCAGUGAGACGCGUCCGCGCGGCCGCAGCAUGAGCCGCCCCGCCGACAGCCCGAUUUUUACGCCCGGAGAGGACUGUGGCGCUGCGUGGCGCGCGGCGCCGGCGACCUACGACCCAGCGGACACGCACCUGCGCAUCCUGGGCAAGCCGGUGAUGGAGCGCUGGGAGACCCCCUACAUGCACGCGCUGGCGGCCGCCGCCGCCUCCAGAGGAGGCCGGGUCCUGGAGGUGGGCUUCGGUAUGGCCAUCGCAGCCUCAAAGGUGCAGGAGGCCCCCAUCGACGAGCACUGGAUCAUCGAGUGCAAUGAUGGCGUCUUCCAGCGACUCCUGGACUGGGCCCAGCGGCAGCCACACAAGGUUGUCCCCUUGAAAGGCCUGUGGGAAGAGGUGGCGCCCACACUGCCAGACAGUCACUUUGACGGGAUCCUGUAUGACACGUACCCGCUGUCGGAGGAGACCUGGCACACACACCAGUUCAGCUUCAUCAGGGUAGGGAGCGGGACCCCGCACUGUGGGCCCUGCAGGGUGCCUGGUUCCCCCCAUUCCUGCCUGCUGGGCGUGGCAGGUGUGGGGAGCCCCUGUCCAAACCCACCUCCUCCUCAGAACCACGCCUUCCGCCUGCUGAAGCCUGGAGGAGUCCUCACCUACUGCAACCUGACCUCCUGGGGGGAGCUGAUGAAGUCCCAGUACUCAGACAUCACCACCAUGUUUCAGGAGACGCAGCUGCCGGCGCUGCUGGAGGCAGGCUUCCGCAGGGAGGAGAUCCGGACGGAGGUGAUGGCGCUGGUCCCGCCGGCCGACUGUCGCUACUACACCUUCCCGCAGAUGAUCACGCCCCUGGUCACCAAGCACUGAGCCCCGCCUGUCUCCAGCUCAGUGCCCCACUCAGUGCCUUUGUGAGCCACAGACCCCGCCUGCUAGGCCUCUGCACCCCACUUGGUGCCUCUGCUGGGCCUGAACUAGCUGUGGCCACAGCUUUCCUGACCCUGGCCAGGAAGCCUGCUGCCUGGCUCCAGGCCUGAGGGUGAAAUAAAGGUGGCUACUGGGCCUGGC